AUGGAGCCCAUCCCCGGCAGCGAGGCCGGCAUUGACCCCCUCCCGGUCACGGCUACUGAAGCAUCUGUGCCGGACGGCGAGGCUGACGGGCAGCAGUCCUCUCCUCAGGCCGACGAACCGCCGCUCCCGCCGCCGCCACCGUCGCCGGGGGAGCUCGCCCGCAGCCUGGAGGCGGCGGGGCUGGAGCUGGAGCCUGAGGAGAAGCUGCCCGCUCGAGUAGUGGAGCCGGCGGCAGCCGUGCCUCAGGAAGGGCCCAGCUUACCACCUUCUCCUGCACCGCCGCCGGAGGAGCCCCCGGCUCCCGAGGAGCGCCAGGAACCGCCGCUGCCCCAGCCAGCAGCUCCGGCUCUCAUGCCGCCGGCAGGCGGGGACUCCGCGGUGUCGCAGCUGAUCCCCGGCUCGGAGGUGCGGGUCACGCUGGACCACAUCAUUGAGGACGCGCUCGUCGUGUCGUUCCGCCUCGGGGAGAAGCUCUUCUCCGGGGUCCUCAUGGAUUUGUCCAAAAGAUAUGAUGUGCAGAGACUCCCAUUCAUAGCUCUCCAUUCUGUUUCCUGCAACAGCACACACUCUGAUGUAUUUCCCAAAAGGGAAUAUAAGGAUAAACCCGAAGCCAUGCAGCUCCAAAGUAAUACAUUCCAAGAAGGGACAGAAGUCAAGCGUGAAGUGAAUGGUGCUGUUCCCAACGACACUUCUCCUGUCCCGCCUCCUGAGCUCAGCUUGGCCGAAAGCCUGUGGACUUCCAAACCACCACCUCUCUUCCAUGAAGGAGCACCUUAUCCUCCCCCUUUGUUUAUCAGGGACACAUAUAAUCAAUCAAUACCUCAGCCGCCUCCCCGGAAAAUUAAGCGACCCAAACGAAAAAUGUACAGGGAAGAACCUACUUCAAUAAUGAAUGCUAUUAAACUACGACCCAGGCAAGUUUUGUGUGACAAGUGUAAAAACAGUGUUGUUGCUGACAAAAAAGAAAUUAGAAAAGGUGGUAGGGCAAGUGACUCUUCUAAAUAUGAAGAUAAAAAACGGAGAAAUGAAAGUGUAACUACUGUGAACAAAAAACUGAAAACGGACCAUAAGAUGGAUGGGAGAAACCAAAAUGAAAGCCAGAAAAGAAAUGCUGUGGUUAAGGUUUCAAAUAUUACUCACAGCAGAGGCAGAGUAGUCAAAGUUUCUGCUCAGGCAAAUACAUCAAAAGCUCAGUUGAAUACUAAAAAAGUGCUCCAGAAUAAAAACAUGGAUCAUGCAAAAGCUCGGGAAGUGCUGAAAAUUGCCAAAGAAAAGGCACAGAAGAAGCAGAGUGAAACCUCUACAUCCAGAAGUGCGCAUUCAAAGGUCCAUUUCACAUGUCGAUACCAGAACCCUAGCUCAGGCUCUCUUCCACCCCGGGAUAGUUUAAAGCCCCAAAGAUACAGGAAUGAAGAAAAUGACUCUUCUCUGAAGACUGGGCUGGAGAAAAUGCGAAGCAGCAAGAUGGCACCCAAGCCCCAGUCCCGUUGCACCUCUACCUGCUCAGCAGGUGAGGCCCCUUCAGAAAGUCAGAGUCCCUCCAAAGGCCCUGAAGAGGCCAGCAGUGGGGUUCAGGACACAACUGCAGUGCUUGUGCCUGGUGAGCAGGAGGAACCGCAGACCCUGGACAGAAAGGGCAGCAAAAGCAGUAUCUCUGUUUACAUGACCCUAAAUCAAAAGAAAUCUGACUCUUCCAGUGCUUCAGUGUGUAGCAUUGAUAGCACAGAUGAUUUGAAAUCCUCCAACUCUGAGUGUAGUUCUUCUGAAAGUUUUGAUUUUCCUCCAGGCUGUAUGCAUGCACCUUCCACCUUCACUUCCUCCUCUUCAAAGGAAGAGAAAAAGCUCAGUAAUUCCUUGAAAAUGAAAGUCUUUUCCAAAAACGUCUUUAAGUGCGUCACACCAGAUGGCAGGACCAUAUGUGUAGGGGACAUUGUCUGGGCCAAGAUACAUGGCUUCCCCUGGUGGCCAGCCCGUAUUCUUACCAUAACUGUGAGCCGGAAAGAUAGCGGUCUUUUAGUCUGA
This is a messenger RNA of Rangifer tarandus platyrhynchus (Svalbard reindeer), 2022 nucleotides long. The record is from the annotation of a GenBank genome assembly. Lineage: Eukaryota; Metazoa; Chordata; Mammalia; Artiodactyla; Cervidae.